AUGGAGUCGCUAUACAACAAUCGCAUCCUAUGGCUGUGUCUAGGUAGUUGCAUUCGGAUAACGCUUGGGUAUUUUGCGGCGCGUGGGAUCGUCGCAGACCUUCACCGGGUCCGCGAGUUGACGGAGAUCAAGCAUGACGACAAUGAGGAACGCAUGAUAAGUCAGGGCACUGAAGACGCGCUCAAGCUCGAGACCCUCCAGAAGCUCUCCGAAAGCAGCAACUUUGAUCUCCGAGCAGCGGCUCUUCGAAUUGUGGCCGAACGGUCAACCAAAGGAUCUACGCGGGAUUUGCUGCUGCGAGAUUUGGCAAGCAAGGACAAGGAGCGACGAAACAAGGCUCUUACCGCUAUGCACUUUCUGGUUUCCAAUCGUGCUCUCGCGCGAUCGGCCGUACCUAGCAGAUUAAAAGAUCUCCCGACCUACAUCGCCCUUGUCGACUGCCUAUGCAAUUUUCUCGAAGAACAUACCGAAGAAACCGGCACAACCGAGUCCCCCAUUCUGCCAAAAACGAGACCGCCCGGUGAAAAGAAAGCGUUGAGCACGCUUAAUAUCAUCCUUUCAGAGAAUAUACCCGCUGCCCUGGAAGCUGGAAUCGUCAGUCGGUGGCUCUGUAAUUAUCCUUUCCCCUGCCUUCGCGAGACGGAACACCACCGCCGUGAUGUUGUCUGGCUCAUGAAGACCUGGUGGUCUGAUGAUUCAGUCAUGAGCUCGAUCAUCAACACGCUUAUGUCCCACCAGGAUGGGAUUCGGCAACUACGGAAAUAUGGCCUAAUGGGCAGUAUGAUGGAAAACGAUCAUGACGAUUACGAUGGAGGCAGUGAUGUGUGGAUGGUCGACGGCGAUGACACUGCAGGCUCAAGACGCGUUUCGGGACGGCGCCAACCCGAUGAAAAUGCAGAGGAGCAGGCCCUCCGGAGGCGAAGAAGAGAGGCCAUGGUCUUCAGUGAAGGAGGGCGACCUCUGGACAAUGACAACAUAAUCCAGCCGCCUCCUAGCGAGUGA
Messenger RNA from Rasamsonia emersonii CBS 393.64, 1002 nucleotides. RefSeq lists its product as uncharacterized. The record is from RefSeq and is a predicted model, not a curated record. The transcript has 5 exons. Bases 1 to 1002 code for a protein of 333 amino acids. Lineage: Eukaryota; Fungi; Ascomycota; Eurotiomycetes; Eurotiales; Trichocomaceae.